Messenger RNA from Didymosphaeria variabile, 1497 nucleotides. RefSeq lists its product as uncharacterized. Gene Ontology annotation, molecular function: transmembrane transporter activity. Gene Ontology annotation, biological process: transmembrane transport. The transcript has 6 exons. The record is from RefSeq and is a predicted model, not a curated record. NCBI's taxonomy places the organism in Eukaryota, Fungi, Ascomycota, Dothideomycetes, Pleosporales, Didymosphaeriaceae. The coding region runs from base 1 to 1497 and encodes 498 amino acids.
AUGACUGUGACGAUCGCAUUUAUGGUCUGCGGUGCCAACAGCGACCUGUUCGGUCGAAGAUGGUUCAUUGUGACUGGAAACGUGAUUAUGUUUGUUGGGUUUAUUGUGGGUGGAUCUGCGAAGAAUAAUACUUCGAUGCUGGCGGCUAUGGCUCUGAUUGGAUUUGGCGCAGGAAAUGCUCAGCUUGCGGCUUUUGCGCUGCCCGAGCUGCUGCCGAAUAAAUGGCGUGCAGCAGCGAUUGUGCUCGCCGGUAUAGACCCCUUUACCGAACCCACUUCAGAUGCUGGUGUCUACUUCGCAGUAGUCGUUGGACCAGUCGCAGGAAGAUUCGCAGCUCAGCAUGGAGACUCCUGGCGCUGGCUCUUCUACGCCCCUGCUAUCGCCGUCUUCUUCUCCUUCCUCGGCCUCUACCUCUAUUACUUCCCUCCAAAACAUCCCCGCGGCCUCCCCACAAAACAAGCCUUCAAAGAACUCGACUAUAUCGGCGCCAUCCUCUUCAUCCUUGCCGCAACCCUUAUCCUCGUCGGCAUCGUCUACACCACCACUCUCCCCUCCUCCUCCCCCAAAGUCAUCGGCACGCUUGUCAGCGGCUUUGCCUGUCUUGUUGCGUUCGCGUUAUGGGAGACAUUUGCGGAUUUGAAGCAGCCUCUUACGCCGCCGCAUGUGUUUACGAGGGAUAAGGGAAGGGAGUUGACGUUCCCGUUCAUUGUGGGCUUUGUGGUGACGAUGUUUUAUUAUGCUACUAACGUUAUUUAUCCGACUAUGAUUGCGGUGUUUUUCACGGAUGCGAGCACCGAUUUCAAGUAUGGGAUUGUAUUGACGCUACCACAGAACCUGGGUCUCUGCUUCGGGGCUGCCCUUUUAACGAUCUUCGGCAGCAAGAUCGGCCACUGGAAGUGGACUCUUACCGCUUCAGUGACUGUUAUGGUUUUGUUUGGUGCGCUUCUUGGACUAGGCAAUCCUGAGAGGAAAGGCAUGAUAAUGGCCUUUGUAUUCCUUUCAAUGACUGGGUUUGGCUGGGCACAGUAUCUGUCCAUUGCGUUCAUCCAGUUUGGCGUUCCGCAGGUGGAAUUGGGUAUUUCUGGAGGCCUUGCUGGCGUGUCUCGUUUUGCAGGGGGUGCUAUCGCUAUCUCCGUAUACACCACGAUCCUCACAAACGUCCAAUCUACCAACGCCACCCGUUUAGUCCCCGCUGCUGCGAUUGCUGCCGGUCUUCCAGCUUCUUCUGUAGCCGCGCUCCUCGCCGCCUUACCUCUAGGAGCCGAAGCCCUCGCUAAAGUCCCAGGCAUCACCUCUGAAAUAAUUGCAGCAGCCGGUGCGGCGUUCACGCAAAGCUACGUAAUUGGUUUGCGCACAACGGCACUGAGCUCGCUGAGUUUUGGAAUCUGCGCUAUCAUCGCAUGCCUGUUCUGUAAUGAUAUCGGGCACAAGAUGGACGAGAAGAUUGAGGUAUUCCUGGAGAACGACGUUGGUGCUGAGAAGAACAAAUUUCAUUGA